Messenger RNA from Funneliformis caledonium, 132 nucleotides. The record is from the annotation of a GenBank genome assembly. Lineage: Eukaryota; Fungi; Glomeromycota; Glomeromycetes; Glomerales; Glomeraceae.
CUUAUAGAAAGUUAUGGUAAUUUGAUAACGGGUAACGGGAAUGAUUUUGUGAACCAAUUGAAAUCAAAAAAUACGACAGCAAUGGAGGCACUUAGACAUCCAUGGAUCAAUUAUACAAACCAGAUAAUAUGA